GUAAAGUAAAUAUUAUAAAAGAGAAAAAUAAAAAUAUUGUGUUAUGUGUUGACGUUUUCCCUUUUUUCCUUUGUCAUUCGACUUGAAAACAACAACAAUUAACUUUACCUGCAGAUGGUGGUAAUAACACAGUGCAUUGCAGAUAAUUUGUUUUUAUAUAGUAAAAUAAACUGAAUAUUAAACGAGAUUUAAAUAAGUUUUUUAUAUUGUUAGAUUUCAAAUAGAUUAUAAAUUUUGUUAAACAACUGUGCCGUUGUAAAUAUAGAAACCUUUCGAACUCUUUUCAAUAAUUAGUGCGAAACUUUACUAUCAACCUGAACCUAAUUAAAUCACUGCCAGACGCACCCACAUCUACAUGAUGCUGUACGUAUUUCACGUCGACGUGGGUCGCAUGAUGAACUUCGACAUGACAGUCGCACUGUCAUCCGUUGAAAAUCUCAAAGAUACAAUUGAACGACUGCAUGGUAUACCUGCGGCAAAUAUUGUCUUGCUGGUUAGUGGUGGUGAGAUGCUAACCCAGUCCACACAAGUGUCUUUCUACUCGGCUGGCACAGAUACAAAUCCAAUAUACAUGUUUCUUACUGGAGAAACAAGAUUACCUCCCUCAAUAGCGCAGUCUGAACCAGAUAUAGAUUUACGUGAACAAGUCGAGCGUUGUUUAGAGUUACCUGCCGUUUACGAGACGGUAGUAACGCGUGCUCAGCUUGCUCUUCGUAUGCAUGAUAUGGCAAGAGAUGAAGAACGCCUCUGCGAACGUCUUGUACAUGAGCAACACUUGCAACAACAGGGUUGGUCGGCUGUCGUAGCUAAUAUGGAAGACUUAACUGAUGAAUUUCGUUUACGUUUUCAUAAUUUUUGUAAAGCAUUCGAUCAACAUUUAGAGAAACGUAGUCGAUACUUUGAACUGUUGCAUAAUUUCGGUGAUGACUUAACAAAAUUGGCUAGAAUACCAAUAUUACCGGGUUUAAUGCAAUUAGCGGAAGAAGAUUUUCAUGGAUUUGAUGAAUUACUCGAUAAUGAUGAAGUCUUCACACGCUCUAAUGAACAGCAACAAUCGGUGCUAAUAGCAGGUGAAACAAUAGCAGCUAAGUCAGCUGAUGAUACGAAUACACAAGAUGAUGGCAAAGCUAAUGAAGAUGAUAAAAACACAUCAUCGACUAAUAAAAAACUUAAAUUAGGCAAUGAUACAGUUGAAGAAGGUGCAAGUGCUACUUCACAGAAUUCAAACAACAGUUCCAGACGUAACAAUUUUAAUCUUCUGCAGUGGAUUACAUCCAAAGAAAAUCAUAACACACUAAAGCUUAUGUCAGACGAAUGUGAGCAAGGGCUCGGUACUUUUAACGAAAAUGUUUAUGAAAAGUUGAAAUUAGAGGUACAGAAUAUAAUAAAAUUAGCUGAUCAAGUGGAUGUUAAAGAAAUUAAAGGCUUAGGAGAACGCCUUUGUAAACUAGAAGAGUUUAAAUAUAAAGUAAAAGCAAUGGUGCAAGAUCAAAGAGAACUCUCAACUGCUUUUCAGCAGAAUCAGAAUCGCGCUAUGAAUUUACGUGAUGCAUCUAUUUUACCCGAUCUCUGUGCUUCACAUCAGUCGCAAUUACGUGUUAUGCUUCAAAACCAUCAAAAAAUACGGGAUCAUCGACGUUGCAUAGCAAAGGCAAAAGAUGAACUAGGUACAAAUUUGCACACCCGUCUGAAAAGAAUUGUAUGGAUAGAAAACGGAAUGAGCGAAUUCGAUAAUCGUUUACUGUUCUAUCAUCGGUGUCUGCGCCGUGCAGAGAAACACAUACACAUUAUUGAACAGAUUCACCAAGCGCCUUCUAUUUAUGUUGCGGCCGUUGCAGAGGUAGUACGUCGUAAAAUAUUUUCUGGGGAAUUUCGUAUGUGGGCAUCAAAGUUAGCUGAAGAUUUUGAUACAAUACAUAGCGAAGAAAUAAAACGACGAGAAAUGUUUAAUGCAAGUUUCGAAGGACACUUUCUCAACAUAUUAUUUCCUGGUAUGAGUGAUAUGCCACCAGCGUUUGCCAACGAACAUCCAUUGAUAUUUGAUGCGCGCUUGCCCAAUAUAACCAAAUCUGAUAUAGAUAUGUUAUCGUCUCAUUUGCCCGAUUUAGCACCACAAAUUCAAUUACCUGACAUGGGACCUGUGAUAAAUUUUUUCGUUUCACGUUCGGGUGAGCAUCAGAAGACACGACUAGAAGAGCUCUUAAGGCAACAGGUUGAGGCAGUGUUGGGAAAUGCAUCACUAGAGGCAGUAACCGAUAAACCAGCGCAGCAUCAGCGACUAAGUGAAUUACAAAAAGAGGCUGGCUGUGACGAAUCAGAAACAGAUACUGAAACAGAAUUUGAAAAGGUGCUAGCAACUGUGCAAACGGUAGCAACUUCAACGAGUGAGAAUCAAAAUCCAGAAACAAUAUCGAAGAGCACUGCAACAGAUCAUUUAGUAAUGCAAAGCGCUGAGACUUUGACAGACGAAAAUGAAUCUGAAACGCGUGCAGAAUUAACGCGUUUGCAUGGCAUACUAAAUACUUUAGCUAAGUUAUCAACAGACUGUUUAUGCUUAGCACGUGUUAAUAUUGAAAGUAUUCGAUCUGACACAGCAACGUAUCGUGAUAAUAUACAAGAAAAAUUACUUUUACUGAAUAAUAAUUGUACCUUAAUGGUAAAACAAUGUGAAGCAGAAGAAAAGGAGAAAUUAGAGAUAAGUGCCGAACGAGAGCGUGAACUGCAACAAUUACGGGAAAAGAUGCAGCAAAAAGACACUGAAUUAGAAUUGAUGCAGGAGCAAAAAAUAGAAGCAAAGGACUUGGAAAUAAAAUGCGCAACAUUAGAAGCACAAGUCGAAGAACUUCAGGAUCAACUGAAGUUAGCACAAACAGAAAAAGAAAAUGUUAUACAUGAACAUAAAAAUGAAAUUGAAUCAUUGCGCUGCCGAUUCAAGCUAAUGACUUCCAUGGAUCGGUCACCAUCAGACACAAGUCUCGAGAAGUUAGAAAGGCCAGUGUCUGCAAUCGAUUUUGAACAGAACGUAAUAGAUUUGGUACAGCACAAAGCUCUAAUGGUACAAUUACGCACUGAACUCGAAUUAGAAAAGGAAAAAGCAAUAAGUGCAGCUAUAGAAGGAGAGCGUACUAUUUGGCAAUCAGUGAACUCAGAAUCUGUGAUGGUUAAUGUUGGCAUACUUAAAGAGAUGAUUGCAGAUAAAGAACGACAAGUAGAACAGUUGCGUGAAAAGGAUCUCUUGUUAACUAAAGAAAACUAUCAAUUGAAAACACGCAUAGAAGCAUUAGUCAAUGAAGAAGGGAAUAGUUGGUUAAAAGAAAAAAUUGAAUAUUUAAAUCGUGAUAAAACUCGAUUAGAAAAAGAACUUAAUAAAGAGAAGUCACGUCGUUUAGAUAUGGAAUCUUCAAUUGCUGCAGUGCAGAGUACCGAUCAAGGAUCCUUGCCACGUUCUAAAUCGAGCGGUUCUAGUCAUAGAUACAUAGUAUUGGACUCCUGUAAUAAAGGUGAUAUUGUAUUUAUUAUAUGGAAUAUGCGUCAUGGGCAGUUUGUGGUAGUACAAGAAUCGCAAUAUUUAUAUUUUGUACACGGUGAUAGUUUAGUUGGUUUAAAUCUACGUAUACCUAACGCACAGACUGAUAAUUCUGAUGAUAAUGAAAAUCGUAUACCUGUACCAUAUUAUGCCAUUGGGCGUGUAAUCGACAAAGAAUUUUGUCAAGCCCGAAAGGAGGAAAAUAGAUAUCGGGUUUCAAGAGGCUCAAAAUUUUAUCGCAUCAAAGUGGCUCCAUUAACCACAAAACCAGCAACUCGUCGCGAACGUUUGGAAACUUUUUCGACAUCUAUAAGUCGUUCUAUUUCACAAUGUGAAUCACAAUGUGAACCUUCUGUUGCGGCGCCGGGUCAGCAAGCAGUUAGCAGUACCACAACACAGCAAAAUGCUCCCCUCAGCUUUAUUGGAGCUGAUACAGCAUUAACAGCAACAACCGUCAUUGGAGAUGUGGUGGAUGCGAUUGUGACUAGUGCUUUUGCCACUGUAUCACCAACUAUUACAACAGCAAAUCCCGUGGAUGGUGAUGCAGCUACCAGGGAUCUUAAAACACGCACCAUUAGUGUGACAAGUGUAACAGAAGAAGAUGAUGAACCAGUCUCUUUGCUGAGCGAACAUUGUCGCUAUAUUAGCGUUAGCGAAGAAGAUGAACCUGUAGAUUCAACUACAAAUCAACAACAACAAUCUGUGAUAACAGAACAGCCGACGCCUUCAAAUAAAAUAAUGAACUUAUUGCUGGCUAUUGCUGAUACCUACACAAGUACAAGCGCCGCUAGUACUGAUACUUCACAAGUUGUUAUUGCAACAGCUCCUAGCACUACUGCAGCUAUUACAAUACCUACCGAUAUUGCACCAGAUACAACUAGUUCACAUUCUAUACCAACAUCUAUUGGUACAACUAGUGAAGAUUCAGAUGAAUAUCGUUCUUUAGAAGGCAAAGACGAUACCGAAUAUGCAAUAUUCGAAUAGUGAAAUCUGUAUUUAUCUAAAACUAUAACAAAAACAACUAUAACUGUAACACUAGUGACGUACAUAAAUUAAAUUUAUUAAAUUAAAUUUAUGAACCAACAACAACAAAUUUAUAUGCUAAUAAAUUUAUAAUUAAUUUAACGUAUUAUCAAAUUAUCUCAAAUUAAGUUACAAUAUAGAGCAAAAUACGAACUAGUUUAAAAAAAAUUUUACCGCAUAAAAUACAAUUUAUAGCAAGUCAAACACACACAGUCUUACACAAUGGAAAAUUAAACAAAUUUAUUAUUAAACUCCUUCAACUAUGCAGAUUUAAAAAUAAUAAUAAUAAUAGUUUAAACAAUUAAUCUUUGUUCAUAACGAAAGUGAAGGGCACGGCACGUACAUACUUUACUCGGCUGUAAAAGUAAAAACACAUUUGAUGAGUGUAUUAAUAAAUAUUUUAAAGAAUUUUUAAUAAAAAUGAUUAAAUAAUUACUUUGUAAAAUAGUAGAAAAUGGAUAAAAAUAAUUUCUCAGCCUGGAAAUAAAUUAUAAAACAUAAGUGAGAGAAAGUUUAACAUAUUGAAACAUUGCAACAAGUAAAGCAAAGCCAAUUUAUCCAUAUAUAAUGAUUAACUUUGUAACUGACUAUGGACUCAAGAUAAUUUACAUUUGUUUAAAAAAUCAAACUAAAUUAUAUUGUAUAUUAAUUAUACUAAAACCGUUUUACUCUAUGAGAAAUUAA
Teleopsis dalmanni is the source of this 5233-nucleotide messenger RNA. It is a transcript of the gene Atg17, whose product is annotated as RB1-inducible coiled-coil protein 1. Gene Ontology annotation, biological process: piecemeal microautophagy of the nucleus; reticulophagy; glycophagy. Bases 356 to 4510 code for a protein of 1384 amino acids. The transcript is spliced from 6 exons. NCBI's taxonomy places the organism in Eukaryota, Metazoa, Arthropoda, Insecta, Diptera, Diopsidae. Gene Ontology annotation, molecular function: protein kinase binding; molecular adaptor activity. The record is from RefSeq and is a predicted model, not a curated record. Gene Ontology annotation, cellular component: phagophore assembly site membrane; extrinsic component of membrane; Atg1/ULK1 kinase complex.